Molecule: messenger RNA, 3096 nt
Organism: Columba livia (rock pigeon)
Lineage: Eukaryota; Metazoa; Chordata; Aves; Columbiformes; Columbidae
Gene: TTC5
Product: tetratricopeptide repeat domain 5
Exons: 25
Coding region: 66-3005 (979 amino acids)
Biological process (GO): protein geranylgeranylation
Cellular component (GO): cytoplasm; Rab-protein geranylgeranyltransferase complex
Molecular function (GO): protein binding; Rab geranylgeranyltransferase activity; zinc ion binding
Source: RefSeq, a predicted model, not a curated record
UGCGCGCGUUUUUUCAGGGCGGAAGGGGGGGGCGUGGGGCGGAAGGGGCGGGGCUUGGCGCUGUAAUGGCGGCUUCUGAGGCGGCGGCGGCGGCUGAAGGGGAAAAUGGUGAUGGGGAUGAGGACGAGGAAGCGCUGAAGAGGCUGGAGGAGCUGGUGACCGAACUUCACCGUUUCCGCGACAACCUCCCCAAGAAGCCCCGCGACCCCCACAGUGACCCCGACGGUGACCUUGGUGACCCCGCGGGUGACCCCGCUGACCCCGAGGCGCUGGCCCGGCAAGUGGAGGCGACGCUGCGGCUCAUGGACCAGGUGACAGUGUCCCCUGGCCGGCGGGCGUGGGCGCUGCUGCUGCGCGCUCAGGCGCUUGGGGUGACCCCCCAGGGGCUCCCCCUCGCCGAGCAGGCCCUGGGCCGGGCCCUGAAGCUCAACCCGGCGCUAAGCCGGGCCUGGACGCGCCUGGGGGAGCUGCGCUGGCAGCGCGGGGACCUGCAGGGGGCGCUGCUCUGCUUCCGGGGCGCGCUGCAGCACGGGGAGGAUGCGGAGGCGCAUCGGCUGCUGUCCAUGGCGCUGCGGGCCGGGGGGGCGGCGCGGGGAGGGGACAACGAUGGCGACAACAUGGCCGCCCUGCGCGAGAGCCGCCAGCAGGCCGAGGCCGCCGUGCGCUGCGACCCCACGGACGGGAACAACUGGUACGUGCUGGGCAAUGCGUAUGUGUCGCUGUUUUUUGGUGGGGGGCAGAACCCCCAGGACGCCCAACGGGCCUUGGGGGCCUAUGCACAGGCUGAGCGGGUGGACCCUAAAGCCGCCAACAACCCCGACCUGCACCUCAACCGCGCCACCCUCCUCCAAUACCAGGAGAGCUUUGGGGCGGCGCUGGACGGGCUGAGCCGCGCGGCGGCGCUGGCGCCCGGGUGGGCGGAGCCUCGGCGGCGCCACGCCCACCUCCUGGACUUCCUGGAGCGGCUGCGUGCUGCGCUGGCCAAUAGGGGGGUUUUGUGUCUCCCAGGUGCGGCCCCGGGGGGGGCGGAGCCGCCGGCGGGGACCGGAAGUGGGCGGAGCCUCGGGGGGAAGCGGGGCCAGCGACGGGCUCCACCCCCUGCGUCCAGGAGCCAAUCCCGGGCAGGUGCUGAGUGGGCGGGUCCUGUUCACCCUGAGCCCCCCGGAGCGUGUCCCACUGGCGCUGGGCGUGGCCGUGGGGGGCGGGGCCGUGGCCGUGGUCACUGUGUACAACGCGGCGCCAGAGUGGGGGGUUGGGGUGGGGGAGGGGCUGUCGGUGCCCAACCCCCACCUGACCCUGCACCAGCACCUGCACCAGGGACAGGGCCCGGAUUCGCCGCCCCCCCACACACACACCUCCCGGACGCCAUGCACGGCCGGCUUAAGCUCCGCCCCCCGGACGCCUCCCAUUUGCUGAAGCGCCAGCACAAGCUCCGCCUCUUCCUGGAAAACAUGGCGGCCCUGCGGGACAAGAGGUCGCGGGGGGAGCUGGAUGCUGAUUUGCUGGAGGUCACGGGGUCCAUCCUGGCGGCCAAUCCGGAGACGGGAACAGCCUGGAGCCUGCGGCGCCGCCUGCUGGGGACACUGGGGCACCAGUGGCAGGAGGAGGAGCUGCGGUUCGUGUCCGCGUGUCUGUCCCGCAGCCCCAAGUCCUACGGGUGUUGGCAGCACCGGGGGUGGGUCCUGGGACAGACGGACGCCAAAGCGCCGGCGAUCAGCACCGGGAUGCUGGACAGCGACCCCAGGAACUUCCACGCCUGGGAGCACCGCUGGGCGCUGGAGGCUGAUCCUGACCCCGAGGUUGAACUGGGAUUUACUGGGACCUUACUGGGCCGCGACUUCUCCAACUUCUCGGCCUGGAACCAUCGGCUGCGCAUCCUGCGCCGGACGCCUGGGUCCCCUGGCCGGGGAGGGGCCAUCCCCCCCGAGCGCCUGCGGCAGGAGCUGGAAUUGGUGCAAAACGCCGUUUUCACCGACCCCAACGACCAGAGCGCCUGGGUCUACCUGCGCUGCUUGCUCUCGCGGGGCCCCACCCCCCCGAGGAUCAUCUGGGUCCACGUGAACCUGGAGGACGCGACCGUGGCCGUGACCUUCUCACGACCCCUCUGGGUGGGGGAGGGGCUGACGUUGACACUGGACGGCUCUGCCCAGGAAGGGGCGUGGCGAUCGGGGGAGGGGCGGCCACGCCCCAGCCACACCUGGCUCUUUGACCUGCCCCCCUCUCUGGCUCCGCCCCCUUCCCACAUCCUGGUCACGUGGGCUCCAGACCCCGCCCCCCGGCAGCUGAAGCUCCGCCCAGGUGAAACCGAGGCGUGGUGGCAGGAGCCAGUUGCAUCGCGGGAUCUUUUCUGGCCGGAAGUGGGCGUGGCCGACCCAGAGCUGCUCCAGGAAGUGGUUGGAACCUGCCGGGAGCUGCUGGAGCUGGAGCCGAAGAGCCGGGGUUGCCUGCUGACCCUGUCUCUUCUCUUGGGGGCGCUGGACGCGCCGGGAAACGGCCCCGAGAUCCAAUCGAUGCUGCGGGAGCUACAGGAGGCGGAUCCACUGCGUGGGGGAUUCAUCCAUGACCUGCGGUCGCGGGCGGAGGUGGCGCUGGGGCUGCUGGGGGCGGAGCUUGCACAGGGGGGCGGGGCCUGUGAGCUCCGCCUCCCCAGGAAGGCGCUGACGUCACUUCCUCUGCUGGAGUGGGCGGGGCCGGUGACGGAGCUGGAUCUGAGCGGGAACGGACUGCGGGGGGUCCCCAAAAACAUGGGGGCGCUGAGGAGGCUGAGGGUUCUGGACUUGUCACUCAACGAGGUCACGACCCUGCGGGGGUUCCCACCCCUCCCCCGCCUGGAGGAGCUGGAUCUCCAUGGAAACCCGAUCGGCGACGCCUCCGCCCUCACCCCAUUGGCCGCCUGCCCCCAGCUGCGCCGCAUCCGAUUGGCCGACACGCCAUUGGCCGCCGUCCCUGAGAGCUCCGCCCGCCUGGCCCAGCUCCUCCCGCAGGUGACCAUCGCUCUCGCCUGAUUGGUCGGCGCCCCUCGGAGACUCCGCCCACUGCCCCGCGCCCCACCUUAAGGGGGAGGGGAAGCAAUGAAUAAAGUGAUGUCACCACAAA